AUGGUGAAGGCAAACUACAUUCGCGCCGGUCGCUUGGUGCGCAUCAUUCGCGGCCCUCGUCAGGACCGCGUCGGGGUUGUUGUUGACAUCAUCGACGGCAACCGCGUGCUCGUGGAGAACCCCGCAGACGAAAAGAUGUGGCGUCACGUGCAGAACCUGAAGAACAUUGAGCCGCUGAAGUUCAGGGUGCCCAUCAACCGCAACUGCAGCACAAAGGCACUGAAGGAGGCCCUUGCGGAGAAGAAGACACUCGAGAAGUACACCGCCACGAAAGCUGCCGUGCGCAUUGCGGCGAAGAAGGCGUUCGCGACGUCGACCGACUUUGAGCGCUACCAGCUGCGUGUCGCCAAGCGCUCUCGUGCCUUCUGGACGCGCAAGAUCUUUGACGAGAAUGACAAGAAGAAACCCGUCUCGUGGCACAAGAUCGCACUCAAAAAGCUGCAGAAGAACGCCAAGAAGGUUGACAGCAAGCCGGCCGCCAAGAAGCGCAUUGAGAAGGCCCGCGCCGCUCGCAAGGCCAAGGCUGCCAAGGCAUAA
This is a messenger RNA of Trypanosoma rangeli, 537 nucleotides long. RefSeq names its product 40S ribosomal protein L14. Gene Ontology annotation, biological process: translation; ribosomal large subunit biogenesis. The record is from RefSeq and is a predicted model, not a curated record. Lineage: Eukaryota; Euglenozoa; Kinetoplastea; Trypanosomatida; Trypanosomatidae. Gene Ontology annotation, cellular component: ribosome; cytosolic large ribosomal subunit. The coding region runs from base 1 to 537 and encodes 178 amino acids. The transcript has a single exon. Gene Ontology annotation, molecular function: RNA binding; structural constituent of ribosome.